Molecule: messenger RNA, 41020 nt
Organism: Pelobates cultripes (western spadefoot toad)
Lineage: Eukaryota; Metazoa; Chordata; Amphibia; Anura; Pelobatidae
Source: the annotation of a GenBank genome assembly
UGCAUGCAGCAAGCAGGCAAGCAAGCAGCCACCCACGCCCUGGCCGCCUCCCACGCCAGGAACUGCGUCACGGGUCCUGUGUGGGAGGGAGACAGAGAGCGAGAAAGAGAGAGAGAGCCUAGCUGUGUAGCAAGAGCGGAAUAUCCCAACCCAGCCUCAAGCGGAGGGGGGGUGGAUGUGGGGUGAUCGCUCAGCCUCCCGCGACUUGCAUGUAAAGACAAGUAGAGACACCCCCACGCCUGGCUUUUACCGGAGUUCUAGAACACUGCUCUCUGUUACAAAGUAUCAGCAGCCUGAGCUGAGCUAGGAAGGGAAGGGGUAGCAGGUAUCACUUGGAUGGGGCAGAAGUUCUGUGAAUAGGGAUUCUGGCAGUAAACCUGCAAGUUCAGGGCUGAGCAUCAUAAAAGUAAGUGUGUGGAUCUAUAUACUUCUAUCAAUGGCAACACUUGAGUCUGCACAGCAGUUAUUGUUAUCACAGCUGGAGAUGGGCUGUUAUAUUGAAUGCAUGGACAAUAAGAUGUAGAACUUGAGCACAGGUCUGAUAAUCAGUGCUCACACUCAGCCUGCUAGCUAGUACUACUAGUACUAAGUUAUAGAGUUUUAUAAGUUGAUAGGUGUGUGUAUAUUGAAUUAAAUACAAAUACAUAAGAAGUAGGACUCGUUGUCAGGGGAUUAAAUAAUAUUUAUAGUGAUCUGUUCUGGUUUUGUGUAUCUAUUUCUGUUUUAAGUAAGAUCCUAUAUUGGUCAUUUUAUUUCUUCUACGAUCUAUAGUACUGAUGCAAGAACAAGGUAAUUAAACUACCGAGCGUAUUUAGUAACAAAUAAUAAAAUAGUAUAAAACCUGAUUUUCCCAACUUUAAUUCUAGUGAUGACGUAAAGGGAUGACAUGCCAUAAUCCAGUGACUGUGACAUUUAUAAAUCUAUCAAUUUUAAAAUCAAUGCAAGGCUGACAUGCAUUAAUAGUCAUGUAGAUUGUACAUUGCGUGAUCUGAAAUACUAGCAGAAUUUAAAGGAUAUAUAUUAAAGGGGUCUUUUAUAAUCAGACUUUGGCUUUCUAUUUCUACAUAAUGCUAGUAAAACCUCAUUUGAAAACACUACGAGCAUAAUAAAUUAUUUUUUUUUAAACUUUUAUUUGUGUAUCUACCCUUUCUGUAAAUAAAUCGUUUUGAAUGAAAAAAAAAAUAUUGGUUCAUAUUGUGUAUAUAAGUAUUGAUGUGGGCAAGUAUUUUUGUUAACAGUAUAAUAUAUUAUUAUGCAACGUUUCAGCAGCGCUGUACAAUGUUCGUAUUACAGUAAUGUGGAUUAUAAUCAGUAGCUUUGUAAUUUGAUACUUAUGAAGUGAAUCUGUCAUUAGGUUGUAACAUUAGACAAGUUGAAAUGAGCUUUUGCACAGUUUUUCACAGGGAACUGCAAGUCUGCAUACGGAAGUGUAUUUACAGCUGAGACAUGGCAUGUUUGUAUUAUUCGUUUAGCAUAAGCAAUGCUGUAUGUUUUAGACAUUAGGUUUCUAAUUGUAAUGGCUUGUUUUCAAUAACUAUCAGCAUGUGGAAUAUAUAAAAAGUGAUUACUGUACAGAGCUGUGACGUGUACUUCAUAAUUGCUUUCAAAGUUGAAUCUUAUAUUAUAAUGUAUUAAUUGAUCAUGGGUUUCUUGUUACAUUCUACCAUUUUAAUCGCCCUUAUGUUUUCUCAUAAAGUAGAACUGUGAUGUCUUCAUUUCAGUGUUUACUAGUCUUUUUUCAAAUCGAGUAUGAAAAAUUAUAUAUUUUCAUGCUUGUACCCCUAAUAACAUCCUUUCAGUUAUUAUUAUUAUUAUUGCCAUUUAUAUAGCGCCAACAGAUUCCGUAGCGCAUUACAAUAUUAUGAGAGGGGAGAAUCAAGUACUACUAAUAAACUAGCAACACUGGUGAGUUUGCCAUUCGGUACAUCAGAUAGCACAGAAUGUGGAAUUAGUGCUGUUUAAAAAUUUGAAAUGCUUUAAUAUAUAGGGGAAUCAAAAUAGCUAUUCUCCCGGUGAAACACUUUCAAAAUUAAAAUAUUAACAGAAAAUUACUGAUAAGUUGUCAAUGUGGUUGUUUUGAAAAGUUGUACUUCGAAGUUCCUAUCACUGAUUGGAAUAGUAUGAAAGUUGAAUUAUGAUAACAUUUCACAAUAACAAGCAUGCUCUGUAUGUGCAGGAAUUAUCCACUGAAUUAUAUAGAACUGAAAAUAGAGAAUAGUGGCAGAGUUAUACACUAAAGGGAAAAUUCAAAGAUCAUUUCUAAUUCAUGGAAAAAUAGCAGAACUGGAAACCUGCUUCUACUUUAUUCUACUUUGGCCUAAAAUUUGAAUUUCACUCUGAAUUGACUUUGAAUUUUCACUUCAGCGAAUAACCCUGUGAGUUUUAGGCCAAUAUGGAAAAAUUCUCUAACAAACCUAUUUUUAUGUUUGUACGUUGGGUUUUGCACAGUUCAUGUUUUAGUGAAUAACCUCACUCCUCUUCAUGUGAUUUUUCAUAUGAACGUGGUGGAAAGAAUUGAUCAUGGGGUUAUUCAGUGGACUCCAGAAUAUUAAAAGGGGAACUGCAAAAAUUAGAUCUCAGUAGUCAACCUGAAAAACAUCAUAGUUAAAUGAAUAAUUCUUCCAGUCCAACUUUUGUGGUCUACAAAUUACCUAAAUGUGUCAUUCCCAUUACAGUUUUCCACAAUUUUCAAUAUACUGAGUAAACCCUGUGGCUUUCACUGAAGUUUUCUACAGCCAGAAGUGUGUCCUGUUGCACGUUCCCAAGCAUAUCAGUAAGCAGUCACUGUUUAGUAGAUCAGUAGCAUCGGUUACAUUAUAGUAGCUACAGAUUUCUAUUUACUGGUAAUUUGUCUGAUCAGGAAUACCAGAGACAACUGUACAGUAUUCUAAUGCUUAUUAUUGAAACACUUGGACUUUUCCAUAGUUCUUGUACACUUAUUUGGGAUUAUUAACUAAACUGUGAAUUGUCCUUAAUUUAGUAGCUAAUUGCAAGUUAAAUGGAACACUAUAGGGUAACAAACACAAACAUGUAUUCCUGACCCUAUAGUGUUAAAAACACUAUCCAGCCCCCCCUGACCCACCCUUGUUCCCCUAUACAGUAACAUCUUACCUUUAUUCCAGUCUGCUGGUGCUGGCUCUGCCCCUGAUCUGUCUCCUUGGAUGACAUCAUCAGAAGUGAUGCUCUUAGCCAAUCGCAAUGCUUUCCCUUAGGAAAGCUCUGGAAUGGCUGAGAUUGUCAAUUCUGAUGAUUUCAGCCAAGGAGGCGAAGCAGGCACGGAGCCAAACACCUCGCUGGCCAAACAGCUUCUCUUCAUAGAGAUGCAUUUAAUCAAGUUCAGUGUCUCUAUGCAGUGGGUGGAAACACUGGCUGUCUGCCACACUGCCCCAGGAAGCACCUCUAGUAGCCAUCUAAGGAGUGGCCACUGGAGGUGUCUCUAGGCUGUAAUGGAAACACUGCCUUUUCUCUGACCAUGUUUACUGCAAAAAGCCUGCAAGAACUGACUAUACUCACCAGAACAACUACAUUAUGCCGUAAUUGUUUUGGUGGUUAUAGUGUCCCUUUAAGGCCAAAUUUAUCAAGCAGGAUAUACAAUUGAGCUAGAUACAUUUUUUCAGUCUUACUCUUUUGUUCUACAAAUCAUUAGUGAAUUUCAUAGUUUAGCGAAUAGCCCACUUAGCGUUUCUCCAAGGUUAUGUAGAUUAUGGCUAAUAUUUUCCCUAAUGUUACUUAAAUCCAGUCUUAGGCAAUGGUAACACUCUAGUACAUAGCUGAUCUGUAAACCAGUAUUGGACAUUAUAUUCUGUUUUCAGUAUUCUUUUUGCCAUUUCUAUAUCAUUUGCACAUUUACAGCUGGAAGUCCCUCCGAGGAAAGGAAUGUGCCAUCACUGUAAUUAUAGUCUCAGUUAAUCAAUAACCCUAAGAACAGUAUCAGCAGGGUUGCCACAGACAAUAGUGUGGUGCUUUUGUGAUUGAAAUGGAGUCUGAUGCUUCUUAUUGAUGGAAAAUGAGUCACUGCAUACGGUGAAUCCAAGUACUUUUUAAAAAGGAAAACCUUUUUUCCCCCUCUUUAAUUGUAUUUUUCUGUAACACUCGACUGCAUGACACACUACCAUAUAUAAAGUGGAUUUCUUUCCAACCACUCUAUAGAUACGAUCUGCUUCAGGUAGCGAAUUAAAGGAACAACAUAAUGAUAUGACCACCCAUUUAAUGCAUGAUUAUAUUGAUUAUUUAUGUCUUUAAUGUGUGUCACCUACUAAGCGUUUCUCCUUUAAUAAAUAGAAUACAUGCUCUGAUUUCUAAAAUACUGUUUGGCAAUCUAGCAAAAGCUAUAAUAUAGGUUAUAAAUAUUUUAUUCAUGUCCUUACAAACUUGAAACCACUGAUCUCAACUUUUCUCAUUGAGUAUCUUUUCAUUUACUUCAGAGUUUUACUCCUCUGAACUGGCUGACUGACAUAACUUGUAACUUCCAACCAAUCUUACUCCUUUUCCAAAUGCUGAAGCCAUAGUGAGACUACGUCAUCCAUAAACACUCCCCAGCCCACUAACACUGGCCACAAAUAUACCACCCAUUCUAUCUUGACAUUACUACCGAAGUCCUGACUCCAACUUUCAUAACACCUUCCUGCUCCGUAUACACACCCCUUAAUACAAUCGGUCAGCUACCACUCCACACCGUUUUUUUUACUGCCACUCCACCUUGCCUAUACACGCUUCACAAAACUUUUGUGAAUUUGGCCCAUGUACUGUAAUUCCCCUACUUCUAGUCCCAGGUGUUUUAACAGUACCUUGAACUGACAGGAUAAAUUACUUAUACUUACAUUGGUUUUAAGCAGUAUAAUAACAGUUACCAUAUUUAUUUUGUUGUGCUCUGAAACUGCAAUGUUUACAUUGCAGCACUAAGACAGUGUCUAGUGGCUGUCUACUACAGGUGCUUCUGGGAUUUUAUAGGCCUUUUUGUCACCUGACGCUGGAUGUGCUUACGCUCUGCAUGAGGACAUCCAGUGUCAGCUAAAUCACCAUAAACAAGCAGUGCUUUCCUAUGGGGAGAGACUGAUGUACUCACAGCGCUCACUGCGCAUGCGCAUUAGGUCCUCCUGUCUGAUGUAUUCUAAACACUAUAGAAUCCCUUUAGACCUGUACAGCAGCAGUAAAUGGCAAAAGUAGUUCAGUUGUUACAAGUAACUUUAUUUAUGAAAAACCUUAGUAAGCUAUGUGAGAAUCUCCAUUCUUGUGCCUUGUUUUAGCUAUGAAUAAACCCUGUGGCUCUUUAUGCUCAUGGCUGCUUUACAGUCUUUAUCAAAGAAAGCAGUGAGAUAGCCUGUUCAAAGGCGAACAUACAGAAUUCUGUAUGGGCAUACUCUCCCUGUGACAUCACAGAGUAGUAGGGAAUGAGAAUGUAGCUGCUUCUUAUUUUGCAAAAUGGUUAUGGUCUUUUGUGCUUCAAAUACAGUGUACAGUAUUUACCAGAUAACAAGUGCAAACAUUGUAUUAUAUUCUUUCCUGAAAUUUUAUCUUGUCUAGUGAUUUGCCUGAACAUUUGUGCACACACUUUUCUUUAAUCACCAUUCCUUAUAGUAUUCCCUUGACAUUGCAUUAUGGGAUCAUGAGUGGUGUACUGUCUAUUCACACACAGUGCACGGGCAUGUUAACAGUUAAUAUAUAUAAAUAUAUAUAUAUAUAUAUUGCUAUCCCAGCAGUAAAGUGAUUUAUAUAUACUGGAAACGUCAGAUAGCAAUAUAUCUUUAUCAGUACUUACAUUGUUCCUUGCAAUUUAAAUUUGCUAAAAAAAAUGUGCACUCUGGGACGUAUUCACUAAACAAAAUCUAGUGAACUGUUGCUGAAAAUUAGCAUAUCUUAAAGUGAUUUGAAUUGGUCAUGGUGCCUGGAUUCUGUAUGUGCAGAGUGUUCCUAUGAAAUGGUGAACAAACGGUGAUUAACCCAUCUGCUGCAUAAAAUGUAACUCCACCUAUGGCAGCGUCAUUGGGGCAUCAUAAAUCAGUUCAGAACAAGAAUUCCUGGUGGCUAAUGUAAACUCUGUGCAAAUUUGGCAAUAGUGGGCUGCAGGGAGAACUUGGCCUCAGUGCUGGAAUUGAGGAAAGUUUUGUUUCUCUCUUCUUUCCUUGUUCCUUUGUUUCUUUCCUCUGAUCAAACACAGGGUUUCCGUCAAAUACUGUUUUUUUUUGAAUAACCCUUUUAAGCCAUAAUAGCCAAAUUAGUACAAUUCCUUGAAGUCUAUUGUUGUUUUCCCACCUCUACCAUUUGUAAGUACCAAUUCUUCAUAAAAGUUGUUCAGAGUAUACAAACACCAAAGUCUGUGGUGUUUACAUUGCAAAUCAGUUAAUAUUUAUAAAUCCUUUCUUAUUAGUGUGGUGUAAAUAUUUGCACAAUACCUGUAAUUAUUGACCAGAGAAACAUCUUCCCUCUCUUAAAGGUAGGGAGGUUGCAUGGACUUAAAUACAAAUGAUAAAUGGUAAUUUGUGUGUGUGUGUGUGAGAGAGAGAGAGAGAGAGAGAGAGAGAGAGAGAGAAUGUGUGUUCGUCAGUUCGUGUCAAAUCAGUGAGAAUGUCAGUGACUGUGUCUGUCAGUGUGUGUUGAGUGAGUGUGUGCAUGUGUGUGUGUGUAUCUGUCAGGCGAUGUGUGUGUAAAUGUGUAAUUGUUCUCUGUGUGUGUCUGUCAGUGAGUGUGUCCUCUGUGUAUACAUGUGUGUGACAGUGUAAUCUGUGUGGAACUAUUAUUUGUGUCUUUUAUUUUCAUUUUGUAACUUUUAUACUUCAGAUUAAUAGUUCAUACACUCCUCCUUACAUACACAAUAUUCACAUUGUGUCAUAUAUUUAUUUUGUAAAAUAUUUUUUUCUUCCUUUUAUCAGGUUUGUUUUCCAGGUUAACAUAAAUAUCAGUGUCUACAUGUUUCAUUUGGAACUGAAAUCAAUAGAAAUUACUUUCUCGUGACAGGGGUUUUACACCUGCAGGGUUACUUCCCCUUGAAAAGUCGAGAAGCACUGAUUUAAAAUAAGUCUUUUAAAAAACUUAACAUAUAUCCAAUGCUCCCAGACCAGUAUGAGAGGCUCCUAACAGAUUGAAGCUUCUUAUUCUGGUCUAUAGGGUUUGAUCUAAGGGGGAAUGAGAGUGGGCUCAAAGUAUCUGCUGUUUGCAGUAAUUUAAAGCUACAGUUCUAUAAAAGGAUGAGUUUAUUUUAUAAUGGUUUUCCUAUAAGGUAGAAUAUGUUGCACCAGUCUAUCGGUAUGAAACAUGCACAUUUUCAUGCAAUAGGACUAUUAUUGUGAAGCUACAGAGAAAUAAUGAAUGCGUUCAAUAUGACCGCUUCGGUACAAUAAAAUUGCUGUCAGCAGAAGGUGCCCCUAUUUCUGAGACAAUACAGUUUGUUAAAAUACAUCCAUCUGCAAUGUUUGAUUUUGUAACAAAGCUCUUGGUAAUUACAGUGUGUUCUAGUAACACCUGGUACCAGAAAAAUAUAUUAUGUGUAUUAGGUAAUGUGUGGGAGUAACUAGUAAGGGAAAAUCCACAUACAGAAUAUGACUUCUCACCCUCUCUUUAUACCCACAAUUUAUGUCAUAGAUAAGUCUUAACUGUUUGUGCCGGGAGCCUUAAUCCAACCAUUUAAAGGAAAACUUUAUUUUUUAUUAUGUUUUUUCUUUUAUAUGUGCCAUAUAUUUAUAGUGAAGAUUACAUUUUUUUUUUACCUCGUGUUUUUUUCUUAAAUCUUUUGCAUAAUCAAUCUAUGGACAUUCACAGAGGAAGCAAGUACAGAGAAAAUAUUUGCUUAUGAAGCAUGGUUUCCAGGCUUUCUUCCUCACUGCUACUUAAUCAGCAACAAAAAGAGAGUGGUUGAAAAUGUUUCAGGCGAUCCGUGCUCUGCUGCAAAAACGUAUGGGGUAACAUUAUUCAUGCAUAUGAUGUCACUUCCAUGUGAUGUGACAUCACAAAAGUUUGUGCAUGUUUAAUACUUUUUAAAUGGUUUUGUUUUAGUGAUUAGUUUUUUCCACAAUAUAGUUUUUGCUUUAUUAAAACAAAUAUAUUCUCUCAAUUUCACCCUGCCUUUAAAUUCCUCAUUUUGCUACAGUUGAACAGCUGUGUACUUUUGUCAACUUAAAGCAUUAUCUUAUCGCCCAAGAGCCACUGGAAACUAAUUAAAGUGUCUACUUGUGCCUUCAAAAACGACUAUAAGAAAUAACCUUGUCUUUAAAGGCACCUGUAGUGCCCAAAACAUCUUUAGCUUUUAAAAGAGCAUGCAAUUCUAUACAUUGUGCUAGCAGAUUUGCUAUCAAAUGUGUACAUUGACAUAAUAAGUAAUUUAUCCUGUCAGUUUAGGAUUCAGAAUGGAUUCAAGGUACUGUUAAAACACUUUGGACUACAAGUAGGGGAAUUACAGUGCACUGCCGAGAAAUUGAUUGACAGGGAGAGAAGAAAAGACCUCCCACAGGAAGUCCAUCUGUUCUCAUGCGCUGUGGUAGUUAUGGAAACCUAGCCAUCAGGGGUGAUAUCACUUGGUUUAGAUGCUGGCUAAGAAGCCAGUUCAGACGCUGGCAAGGAAGCCACUGAGGAGGUUUGCCCUGCAUGGGGAGGUGUCCUCAAGCAGGACAAAUAAGUGAUCGUUGGAGGGGGAGUGCGGGUGGACUGGAGAGCAGCAGAGGAGGAGUGGGGGUGGACCUCCUUAAUGUGAUCUCGGCAGGGGAGUGGACGCCUAGGUAAGGGGCUACAGGUUCCGUUUACCGUAGCUAAAUUUACCGUUGGUUCUAUUUUGGAAAAAAAAGAAAUAAUAAAAAUGACAGAUUUAGCUGGAUUGUGAUGAAGAAUAUGUAACAAAACAUUAAAGGGACACUCCAGGCACCCAGACCACUUCUGCUCAUUGGACUGGUCUGGGUGCCAACUCCCACCACCCUUAACCCUACAAGUGUAAUUAUUGCAGUUUUUAUAAACUGCAAUAAUUACCUUGCAGGGUUAAGUCCUCCUCUAGAGGGACUUCUGUGUUCUUAGAACAUGAAAGGUGUUUUAAACAACGCUGGAUGUCCUCCCGCUAUGUGAGGAGCUCCAGCGUCAACCGAAAUACCCUUAGGAAAGCAUUGACUAAUGCUUUCCUAUGGGGAGGUCUAGUGCGCGUUAGGUCUCCCCCACCGGCUGACGUCGGCGGGGGAGGAGAGUAGGCGGAGCCUGACUCAGCGCCGAGGGACAUCGGCGAUGGACUCAGGUAAGUCACCGAAGGGGUUUUAACCAUUUCAGCAACAUGGAAUGGGGGGUGGGAGAAAGAGGGGCACUGCAGUACCAGGAAACCGGCUAUGUUUUCCUGGCACUGGAGAGUCCCUUUAAUAAGCCAGUUAAUAUGUUCUUGUCCAGAAUAUCAAAAAACAAAGCAACAAACAAAACACAUUGUUGCUCCCAUUGGUUAACAUAAUGAUAAACUACUGUUAAAGGAGCACUAUAGGGUCAGGAACACAAACAUGUAUUCCUGACCCUAUAGGGUUAAAACCACUAUUUGGCCCCCUUUGCCUCCCUAACAAUAGUAAAAUGUUACUUGUAUUCAAGUCUGAAGCUGGUGCUUCAGACUUGAACUUCAGGCUGUGAACUUCCUCUGACAUCAUCAGAAGUGGUGGCCUGAUCCAAUUCACCAUAAAAGUGGCUGAGACUGACAAAGAGGAAGAUCAGGGGCAGAGCCAGCACAAGUCAAACACAGCCCUGGCCAAUGAGCAUCUCCACAUAGAGAUGAAUUGAAUCAAUGAAUCUGUAUGAGGAAAGUUCAGUGUCGUGUCUGCAUGCAGAGGGUGAAGACACUGAAUGUUUGGAUGCAUUUUAGCAUCUGUGGAGUAGCCAGUGAAGUUAUCACUAGGCUGUAAUGUAAACACUGCAUUUUCUCUGAAAAGACAGUGUUUACAGCAAAAUGCCUGAAGGUAAUGAUUCUACUCACCAGAACAAAUUCAAUAAGCUGUAGUUGUUCCGGUGACUAUAGUGUCCCUUUAAAAAACAUUUAAAGGAACACUACAUGCACCAUAUCUAAUACAGCCUGCUGUAGUUACCUGUGCCCUGCUGGGCAUUCGUGCUGCUUCCAGCCCUUUCCAGGUAGAGAAGGCGGAUGUCACUGCUUAGAGCUGAUCAGGGCUAUAGGCACUGUCUGACAGUGUCAGCUGAGCCCUCUCAGCCAAUAAACAAAGUCCUGCAUCGGUUAUUCUGUAGAGCAAUCCAGCUACUCCUACAGAAGAAGACCGUAUGCAUUGUGGCCAGAAGUGGUUAUGGUGCUUAGUUAUUCCUUAAAUCAGGUUUAGACAGCUUUUAAAUCUUCUGAUGUUGUGGACUACAUCUCCCCUGAACAUUUGCCAGCAUUCUGGCUGUAAGAACAUGGGAGGUGUAGUACAGAACCUGAAUGUGCUGAAUGUUGUCUACCUCCGCUUUAACUCCUUCAUGUCAGCACUCAUGUACACUGUUACCAAGGUCUGCAUCCAUACCCCACAAUCAUGUGUAUACGAUUAAAAUCAUUGCUCAUGAAAUGUGUUCAUUGCAGCCAAAUUUUGUUUGCAAUUAUUGUGCUAAUAGCAGACCCGGCGCUAGCUUUCAAUCACUGACUCUGCUAAGCUUCCCCAAAGUUUCCCCGCGAAGCACGGGCCAGUAGGGAGAUCUAGAGAUCUCACUGUGCAGACUGCCCUUGCGAGGAGCGCAGCGAUCAGAAAAUGCUUCCUUCUGGUCAGAGCGCGCAAGGGGGCAUCCCAAGGGGUCUGCUCUCAGCCAGAGGGCAGUUUCAGCUAGCAGACCACCAGGGAAACCAGAUACACCAGACCACCAGGGAAUAGCAUCACAGUAAAAAGGUAAGCUGCAGUGGGCCUUAGCUAAAAAUAAGUAUAAAAAAACAAGCACUGUGUGGGGAGGCUGUGCACGGAACUACAACAACCUCCCCACAGACAAUCUACUUCUCCCAUGGGGGGAAGCUGUCACAUCACCCCCACUCUGACACACAGUCACCUUGUCACAUCACCACCUCCCCACACAUUUAUUCACCCUGUUACAUCACCCUUCCCUCCCAUACAUAUCCAGUCAUCAUGUCACAAAACCCUCUCCCCCAUACACACUCACUCACCCUGUCACAUAACCCCAUCCCCCAAACAUGCUCCGUCGCUGUCAUAUCACCUCCUCCCACACUCAAUCACCCUGUCACAUCACCCCUCCUCCAGACACACACCCACACACACACAGUUACCCCACACACUAAAGCCUCACACACAGACACACGUGUCACACCUCCCUCCACCCCCAUCCCAACAAGACUUUGGAACAUUUUCUUACAAUGAGCUAUUGGACUGUAAAUUGAAAUAAAAUGGCCAUUGAGGGUGCCAUUGUAUAAUCCAACUAGAGGUGUGUUUAGGGUGGGUGGGACUGUUUAGGUGACCUUAUAACUUACUGGUAGCUAAUUUUAUAACAGAGUCAGUUAUUCAGGACAAUAUAAGAUAAUUUUUUUUAAGUUAAACACCUUUAUUGACAAAGUGGGAUUCUCCUGAGGUAUGAACAUGGCCAGUGAUGAUAUCUGAAGCAUUUUCUAUCUUAGGAUGGGCAAUAUCAUCACAAACCUUUAAAUUUCCUCCCAUCACUCCCUCUUCAAACAGAAAAAGUGUAAAUAAACUCCAAUGAUUUUUUUAAACAAAUUUUUAUUAUUCUGCCUGCACGUCGACAUUUAACGUCCAAAUAAAUGUGACGUUUACUGUAAUAUAACUCCAAAGCAUUGAUUUUGAGCACACAACUAUAAAAAGUUAUAUUAAAGGGACACUAGAUAGUGUUUUUAACACUAUAGGGUCAGGAAUACAUGUUUGUGUUCCUUUAAUACUGAAUUAAAGAGAUUUGCUCCAUUACAAGAUUACAGUUUGCUGUAUCUCUUCUAGUCCCCUAGAAUCAAAGAAAAAGGUCUGUACCUACAGUAUCAAUAUAAUAUGUUUUAAGAACACAUUUUCAAGGACUGUGGUAUAUAGUGUAUCGGCUGGUUAGAGCAGUGGUAACGUCACAACACACCUAACGAUCUAUAUCUGUCUACCUCAAAUCGUCAUAGAUUGUAAGCUGGUUUGAGCAGGGACUCCUUCACCUCUUCCCCUUUCUAUAAUUGUAAAGCAUUGCGAAAUAUAUUCAAAGGCUAAUAAUAGUAAUAUCAUAUGUAUUUCAUGCGGAAAUGAAAAUGUAGUUCAAAAACGCUCUUUAUUUACUUACCUAAUGCAGAACAGUUUCUUUUCAAUGAAGCAAUUACUGGGGUAGAUAGUGAUGUGGAGGUACGUAAAAACCUACAUACCUACCUCCAUGGCACUUACACAUUCUGAGUGACAUUGUCAUCCCGUAAUGCUUUUGAGGUGCUCAGAAAUAUCAAACAAACAAAAGACAACUUUGGUAUUCCUUAAAGGACCACUCUAGGCACCCAGACCACUUCAGCUUAAUGAAGUGGUCUGGGUGCCAGGUCCAGCUAGGGUUAACCCAUUUUUUCAUAAACAUAGCAGUUUCAGAGAAACUGCUAUGUUUAUGAAUGGGUUAAGCCUUCCCCCUAAUCCUCUAGUGGCUGUCUCAUUGACAGCCACUAGAGGCGCUUGCGUGCUUCUCACUGUGAUUUUCACAGUGAGAGCACGCAAGCGUCCAUAGGAAAGCAUUGUAAAUGCUUUCCUAUGCGACGGGCUGAAUGCGCGCGCAGCUCUUGCCGCGCGUGCGCAUUCAGUCCAGGAGGAGGAGAAGAGGAGGAGAGGAAGCAGAGAGCUCCCUGCCCAGAGCCGGGCGGGAGGGGGACCCUGAGGGUGGGGGCACCCUCAGGGCACUAUAGUGCCAGGAAAACGAAUAUGUUUUCCUGGCACUAUAGUGGUCCUUUAAGUAAUGCCACACUACAGAAGUUAAAGGGACUUCUGCCCAUUGGAGUGGUCUGGGUGCCAACUCCCACUACCCUUAACCCUGCAAGUGUAAUUAUUGCAGUUUUAAUAAAGUUUUCAAUAGGUCUCCCCCGCCGGAUGACGUUGGCGGUAGAGGAGCGUUGGCGAACCCUUACCCAGCUUCGAGGGACAUGGGCGCUGGAUACAGGUAAGUCACUGAAGGGGUUUUAACCCCUUUAGCAAUUUGGGAUUGGGGGUGGGAGGAAGAGGGGACCUGCAGUGCUGGCACUGGAGAGUCCCUCUAACAACAUUUACAAUCCAAGACCAGCACACCGUGAAAAUAAAGAAAUAAAAACUACUGAGAAUUUUUGUUAAAUAAAACGUAACCCAUAAUGAAUUAUUUGGAUAUUGGCUUGUGCAAAAUUGUGUGUAGUGACAGUUCUGUGUUGUUUUUAGAAACUUAGGUGGGAAAGGGUUAUUAUCAUGGGCUUGUUUUCAGAGUUCAUGAACACUGCAUGUGUUUUUUUUUUUUUGGUUAACAUACCCAUGCAAAGCAUGCGCAUUGACAUUUUGCUAGCAUGUUAGUUGCUUGUUAGUAUGGAAAUCUUUCAAGUCAUGCUUUCUAUAUGUUAUUGCAAAAUUCAGUUUUUUUUCAUAUGGUGCUGAAAAAAGAGAAUUGUGCUGGGUCUGUAUCAGUAAUUUUGGCUAAAUCAAUCUUGAAAUAAUUAUUCUGAAGUUGGCCAAGAGAGAUUGUAAGCUCCUGGGGACAAAGCUGUGAUUGUACAUUUAUAAAUUCUAUAGCACACACCGUCAGCAUUAUUUCGGAAUAAAUGAUAUUAUUCUGAGGGAAGCAGAUGGCUAAAAAUCCUUUUGUGCAUGGCCUGAGGGAGAGGGUGGGUUAUGCAUGCCCUGCGUGGGAGAUUCCCAGAGAAAAUCUGGGACUCUGGGUGUAGGCGGAAGGCUGGAUUUUCAAAAGUAGUAAAUCAUCCUUUUUAUAGCUUCUCUCUUCAGCCUGUUUGUAUUCUAAGACCGAAAAUCAUUUUGUGGAAGAGUUGUCUGUGGAAUCUGUGACCAAGGGAUUUUUUUUCUUCUUCUUUUUAAAGCAAACUUGUAUUAUACUCACAAAUAUAACCAAUUCCUUACUACCUAUCCCAUCAGACAGAUGCUGGUAUGAUUUGGGGUGCUCUUAUAAGAUUUGUACUGACCCUGAGAUUAAAAGAAACAGCCAACUGGUGUGAUUUGCAAAUUGUUAUUAUAGCAUAGCUUGCAUAUACGGUAUACUGAAAGGGACAUUACAGUUAACAGUAGUGGUUAUGGGACUUGGAGCCUGUUCCUGCACGCUCGGCAGUGUAAACGUUGCCUUUUCUGAGAAAAGGCAGUGUUUAAACUGUUUCCUUACGUGGUGCCAUUUCUAGUGAUUGGUGCUGGUCACCAUGAACAGUUCACUGAUGAUUACUGUCCACACUGAGGCAUGCAGGGAGACCUGGUCGGGGUCUAUUCAGACCCAGUGAAUCUCCCUGUCACUGGGGGGAAUCUUAGUAUCACCUUGAUUUCUGAAAAAAAAAAAUCACAUUUAGCUACAGUGAUUUAACAGACUGUGCCCGCUCACUGGUUAGUCUCUAGGUCUUUAAAUAUGGUCCCAGCUGACUAAAGGGUACUUCCAGGUAUUGAGUGAUACCUGGUCAUCCCUGUUGCCAGCAGGAAUUUAACCUGUGCAGGUAAAAAAUUAAAACACAAUAACCACUUCAAAACACUGCAGUGAUCAUGAUGUUUGCAGUAAUUAAAUAGAAUAUUUGUAUUUAUUAUACCAUAUGCUCUGCAUACAUUGAUGACAAAUAUGUGCACAUUUUCAACUAGUGUGUACCUAAGAAAAAACACCCGUAAAUAUAUAAUUUAUCAAAGUCUGUAUGACUGUUCUUACCUCAGCAUUUCAAAUGUACAAGGUUUACAGGUCACGUGAAUCUUAAAUUAAUAACAUCCUCCGCCCCGAAGAAUAUUUUUAUAAAAAUAAAAGCAAAAAAAAAAAAAUCAGAUUAGAGCGCAUUUUACAAAACAAUUGGAUUUCAAGCAAACUACCCCCACAAUAAAAUGUAAUAUAGUUCCCUUAUUUUAGUCACCUCUACGCAAGCACACCUUAGCCUACUCAGAAAUGACAAAAUAAGAUUAUGCCAUAUGUCCAGAGUACAUUUAUAACAAACAUAUUUGUCAGAUGUUGGUUUACGUGUACAGCAGCAGCAAUUGAAGAAUUAUGGGGCUUGAGUGGGUGAAGUAUGUAUAUUUUAAAGGGAUAUAAUGAAAUGUUGACCCAUUUUUUUGUAAUUAACCCCUUAAGGACCAAACUUCUGGAAUAAAAGGGAAUCAUGACAUGUCACACAUGUCAUGUGUCCUUAAGGGGUUAAAGGAACUAUUUUAAUGAGUUCUACAUAUAAUGAAAUCAGCAUUUUUAUAAAAGGAAACACUUCAGCUUACUUUCUGUUUCCUAUUACAAAAACACUGAUUUCAAUAAAAUCUGCACUUUUAUAAAAGCUUAUACACCUCCCUGGCUCUCAAUCAAAACAGCUUGGAGGUGUUUAUUCUUCCAUGUUUAGCUUCUUGAAACUAAAAUAAAAAAAUAAGUAUUCCUCUUUUGAAAGAUGUCUCAAUUCACUGUAUUACAGCUAAAUGAGAAGUCUGUGAUUGACAGGCACACAAAUGGAGUCUAAAUGAGAACUUUCUGAUUGGGCAUCCUCCAGCAUAAACUAAAUUCUUCCUGGGUGGGCUUGCAGUAGCUGCAGAUAUGAACUAUUGUAUCUGCAGCUAUUGUAAGCUAAGAUUUUUUGUGGCUCUAAAGAAAAUUUGCAAAAAGGAUUACAUAAAUGUUUUAUUUGAUGAUAUGCUUAUUCAACAGUUUUUUAUGCAUUCAUUUUAAAAAAAACUUGCAAAAAAACCCCCCUAAAAAUAUACUCACCUUAAAAGUUCCCAGCUUUGCACAACCGCAUGAGAGGCUUCAGUAGUUAAGGGAAGUUAGAUCAAUGGUGGUGGGGGGCAAUAAGGUCAGUGGUGGUGGUUGUGGUGUUAUGGGGAAGUGAAGUCAUUUGUCCAGGUGGGAGUAUGGUCAUGGGUAGUGUUGGUUGGGGGGACGAAAGGCCACUAAGGGUGAUGCAGAUUUAGGGAGGUGAGGUCACUAGUAGUGGAGGUGGGGGAGGACAAGAAUGUUUACGUGUUGGUUAGUUGCAUGUGGGGAUUUCCACAUGGGUAAUAGUCUGACUCCUGCUUGUGACUAUUCAACAUGUAAUAUGUUCAGUUUUAGAGAGACAAUAAGUUAAGAGUGACCAGAUGUAUGCAAAUAUUUAUAUAUUAAUUUCUUGAGUCAAACCUGUUUAUUAUUCUAUUGUGUCUGAAUUUACAGAUUUAUUGGACAUGUGAAUUCAUAUAGCAGUACUAUAUUUGGACAGUUUUAUGGUGUCAUGAUUUAUUUUUGAAUGGCUUGGUAGAAUGAGAUGGCAAUGCACGCAAAUCCUAUACAUGUGAUUCAUCCCUUACCUUGUAAGGCUUGGUAACUCUAUAUUGAAGAAUACUUGGAUGACUAACAACCUUUCAUUAAGAACUUCCUGUGCAAAAUGGCACUUCAGAGACCUGAAUUGCAAAAUUCAAACUAAGAUAGCCAUGCUGCGACUAUAGUCGAAUUGGAGAAUUAUCCCAGAUCCGUAGUAGUAGACUGUAGUGGCGGCAUUAAAGUUAUAAAAUUGUGGACUUUUUUUUUUUAUCUCUGCAGAUAAAUUCUUUAUUCAUUUGUACAUGGGCCAUCUUUGUGUGCACCUUAGUUCUUUUCAGUACAUAUUGUAGAGAUGUCAAAAUAAAUGAUGGAAAAUUAUCAUGCAAAUUAAGUCAAGGGAUUCUUCUAGUGAGGUGAUCGAUGAGAAGACAACCAGUUAUUUGACUUCAAAACCAGUCAGUGAAAUACUACUCUGAGCUUCAUUACACACCUUUCAUUCAUUAUAACCUGCCACAGUGUUGUUUUAAUAUGAGCUGAAAUAAAACUCUUUAAAAAUAUAUUUAUAUAUAGCCAUGCAUCUAGUUGACCUCUCAGUAAGGUUCACCAAUCCGUGUCCCUUUUGUUUCAACAGAAUCAUAUUUGUCCAAGUUAGGGUUUUUUCAAACAAAGACAUUUUGUUGGGAGUAGUGAGAUUUACCAAAGUGUCUUUUAUUUUUGGUCUUUAAUCUGUAUGUAUUUAUUAAAUUCUUCUAAACAGUUCUCCUUUUCUAAAUCCCACAAGAAAUAUUGAUAUUAGAAUAAUCUGCCAAGUGUAGAGUGUCAGAAAAGAAAAAGAGUGAAACACAUAUCGCCCUACAUUUCAAACGGAAUAAGUGGGGCACUUUAAUUUUAGGGGUCCAAGUGGGAGUAUGGCCGGAGGCAGGGCUAUUCUUAAAAAAUUUAAGUAACUUACUAGAAACUAAUUAUGCAAAUAAAAUAUAAUUUAGAAAAAGAACAAUGUAUGUUAUUUACACAGAUUGAUUUCUAAACACAUUUAUUGUAGCUUAAAUACACAUUAUUGGGAAUUGUAUUGUUGGGAUCUAUGUUUUAUAUACUCAGACACACCAACAACAUGGAACUCAUAGAAACGAGAGACACUGGGAUAGAAAAGAGGGAUUUGAGCCCUAAAUAGGGACACUUGGGAGGUAUGUUAAUAGACCACUUUUCUGGAUGAAAAAAGUGACGGAAAGAUUGAUAAAUCCAUUGCAUUGCCUAUUAAGUAUAUGCAUAAAUGACAGAAUUGCCUACUAAUUUGAAAAAUAAACCUGGUAAUUAUUCCAUGAUUGUCAUUUUUUGCACUAAAACACAUAGUGCCCGAAGUCACUGUUCACUGAUUAACACGAUAAGUAAAUAGAUUUCGACUUGUUACACUUGAGAGAAGGAAUUACUGUUGAACAUAACCCCCAGGAGAGAAUCUUCACUGUGAGGAUAUCAUUAAUACAUUAUUCACAAUAUACAGUAGAAAAAAAAUUUAAGUUCAGCUACACUAUGAAAAAAAAUUAGUUCUAAUCACAUAUGCACAUUUUUUGUCUUCCCACGUGGUCAUUUAGUCGAUCCCCUCAUUAUGUUAUAUUAAUGAUUUCUUUGCAGAUGCUCUUGUUUAGCUUAUGCCAACUGUUUUAUUGUAUUUUAAUGCAGGAGUAGUUAUUUUAAGAAACUACAUUUGCUGCUUUUUAUGAAAUGGCAUUUUUUAUUCCUAAGUAUAUGAAGCGUUGAUUUGUAUUUGUGUCAAAAAGGCACCAACACAAUUGUUAUUCACUUUUAACCUAAAAUGACUCUCAGCAAGGCAGUCAGACACUGUCCCCAUUUUGUGUGUGUGUGUGUGUGUGUGUGUGAAUCGAUCUGUCUAUCUUUCUACCAUAUGUGCAACGCAGCUACUAACACCAAUUUAUGGCAGACAUCUUGGAACUUGUACAUAAAGCCUUCAGGUAAGUAUGACUUUUAGCCAAUACAAUUUGUAGACGAAGGCCAUACCUACUAGAAACAGACUGUCAUCCACAUAGUAUGCGUAUGACUGUCUCUUUAAAUGAAAGAGAGAGUAGGUGGUAGCAUAUUCUGCUUUAUCAAUGUUCUCUUGGUUUUCACACACUGUGUAUGUAAAGAUUCAAAGCUUGACCUUGAAGAAGGGGUCAACCAACAAGGAGUGUUUUCAUAUGUUCAUCAAAUGCUGCCAAGAAUUGCUCAUGUUAUGGCUGACAGCAGAUCGUUCCCAUAAUCCUUGCAAUAAGGUUGUGCGCCCAGCUGGACUGAUAUGUCUGAUAUCAGCUGGACUUGUAUGUCUGAUAUGUAUCUCUAUUUAUGAAGUGGCAAUCAAGGUAUCACUGUAUUUAAUUUAUUUCUGUACAAUUUCACACAGUUUAAAGCACUGACUUUUACGUGUGUUGUGUUAACAGUAAAAAGGAUUUCAUGGAAAGUCUUUGGAAUGCACGUACUAAAUUCCCACUUUAGGGGUAUUCUCUAAAGUGAGAAUUGUUGGAAAAUCAAAGUAAAUUUCACAUUUCAGGCCACAUGAGCAGAACUGGAGAUUUCAACAUGUUUCCGGGUUUGAAAUUCACUUUGAAUUCUCGACAAUUCUCACCCAGAAAAAAGUCAAAGUGAAAAAAUUCCAUAUCUCCUCUUUUUUCCAGCUCAGCUAUUUUGAUCUAAAAUAUGCAAUCCAUUGUCCAUUUUCCACAAGUCACGGUAUAGUGAAUAGCCUACUCAACUUUGGUUAGAACCUACUGCUGAAUUUUGAACACUAUUUUAUAGAGCAACAGCUAGUUGGGAUACCAUUUUCCGGACACAGUAUAACUUGUAUUACAAAAAUAUGAGGUUUUGAGAACCUACGUAACAAUAUUUACAUGACAAAAAAAAAAUAGCUUUCUUAUAUAAAAUAGGGAUUCGUUCUAAUCAUGCAAAGUAAAAUAUAUAUGUAAUACGGUGGCAUUUCUAACAAAAUAGCUUUUCAGAUUUUCACAUUAUUUUUACUGAAUGCGUUUUUUGAAAAACCUAUUUCAAACAAUAUUAAACAGAAAUAUAACAAUAAGGAACAGUGUAAAUAUGAGUAAAAUAAAAAGGGGAAGGGGGAAAAAUAAGGUGUUUCAAUGUAUAUAUAUUUAGUUUUUAUGCUUUUUUUUGUGCAUCUGUUCAAUGUAUAAAUCAGCAUAAAUUAAUUUUAAUCCUGCUUAAAAGAAAGCUGCAGUGAUUCGUUAAUUUGCUUAUGCAAUAAUUUUAGUUGUACAUGAUCCCUUUUUCAUCUUUAGUAUCUAGUGAAACACUAAUAAGCAUAAUUAUUUGGAUUUUGUAUUCCAGGUUCACCUGUUGGUCAGCUAUGGCAUCCUCCUUACCGAGAACCCUGGGUGAACUUCAGCUUUAUCGUAUAUUGCAACGUGCUAACCUCCUAUCUUACUUUGAUGCCUUUAUCCAGCAGGGAGGGGAUGAUGUUCAACAACUCUGUGAAGCAGGGGAAGAAGAGUUUCUCGAAAUAAUGGCAUUAGUUGGAAUGGCCAGUAAACCCCUACAUGUUAGAAGACUCCAAAAGGCAUUGAGGGAUUGGGUUACCAACCCGAGUCUAUUUAAUCAGCCCCUAACAUCACUACCUGUCAGUAGUAUUCCAAUCUAUAAACUCCCAGAAUCUUCUCCUUCUUCUCUGUUGGGAAUGAACUCCAGCAGUUAUGAAAGGAACAGCAAUACAAAGGAACCACAUGUGAAGAUCCCAAAAUGUGCAGCCACAACGUGUGUCCAAAGUGUUGGCCCCGGGAAAUCUGAUGGGAAUUCUCCUUUGCAAAGCAGCAGUGAAGGAAGGCACUGGCAAAGUCACCACACCACGGAGAGUGAGCACAGCCUGUCACCAGCAGACCUUGGCUCUCCGGCGUCCCCUAGAGACACCACAGAAACGCUGGAUGCGGCGGCUGCUGUUUCCGUGGCCGAGUGCGUUGAGCGGAUGAUCCCUUCCUUGCCGAAGAGUGAUUUGAAUGAAGUGAAGGAGUUACUAAAGACCAACAAAAAGAUGGGAAAGAUGAUCGGGCACAUCUUUGAGAUGAGUGAUGAAGACCCUCGUAAAGAAGAGGAGAUUCGCAAAUAUAGUGCCAUCUAUGGCAGAUUUGACUCUAAAAGAAAAGAUGGGAAACACCUAACACUCCAUGAAGUAAGCAUGAAUCACAGCUGCAAAUGCUUUGAUAUGAACUAAUUACAUGUGUACAUCAUUGUUUAAAUGGCUCAUAUAUGUUACAUCAUAUUGUUAAAGAACAUAAAGUUAUUACCGUACCUUUUAAAUGUCAGAAACACAUUAUAUCACAUGUUAAGAGGUCGGAAAGUUAUUAUAACACUGUUUGAAAGCCACAUACACAUAUCUCUUGGUUACACGGCAUAGCACGUUCAUGCCCUCACUGUAGUAGCUGGUUAACGUCAAGGUUAACCUGGCCAGAAACCAGGGAUGACACUGUAUUUCAUGUAACAAACAAUGACUGUCAGUCAUAGAUAUCACUUUGGAAAAAGAAAACUAAUCGCAUUUAAGACUGGUUUGCAUGCUAUUAAGUGGAAACACAAGGAGACAGAAAGUGUUUUCCCACAUUAUUUUCUGCUUGCCCCUCUCUGACAUCUUUCCUUUUGUUAAUGCACCAUUUCUCAUGCCUACUACAACCUCCAUUGAUUUUCAAGUGAAUGAAAGCCAUAUGCUUCUAAAGCACUGGUAGCACACAUUGUCAUGCCUGUGCUGAACAUACUCUGGUCUGUUUUCCUAUUUAUAGGAACAAUCAAUUUAAUUAUUUUUUUCUCCAUUUUUAAUUUAGUAAAUAUAUCCCCAAAGAAAACAUGCAUGCAGUUUUUCUGCAUGUUUUCUUUGGGAGUGUGAGAAAAAAACAUUGUGCAAGAACUGCAGACUUGUCUGCAACCUUUGCACCCCUCACCUUCUCCGGCAUAGACUUUCUCAUCCACAAGCCUCUGUGCUGAAGCCACAAAUGGUCAUACAACUGCAAUUGUGGUAUUUCAAUGUUUCGUAAUGAGCUGCUCAUUGAAAAGAGUGAAAUUCAGGUGCAUUCAAGCCCAACGCACCUGCUACUGCCAAAGUAGAAGAAAAACUCUGUAUCCAGUCUCAGCCCCAAAAGCACUGAGUAAGCUGCUUUAAGUUAGAGAAACUAUAAACAGGUAGUGAUAUUAUUAUUAAUUUAUUAUUUAUAUAGCGCCAGCAAAUUCUGUAGUCCUGUACAAUGAUAUCCUUACAAUAUGCUUUCCCGAGUGUCCUCUUCUUCUAAUGCUGGUUGUUUUGUUGCUCAGAUCUUUCAGUAAUGUCAGUGGCUGAGCUGUGUGCAUAUAUUUGAUGAGGAAGUAUUUUUCUGGAGUGAUGGGGUGUGGCUAAAGAGGCAGUCUUAUGGUGCAGCAUUCUGUAAAUAACAAACUUUGUUCAAAAACUAUAAUGGGUUUAGCAUGCAAAAACAUACAGCAUAUUAAAACAACAUCUAUCAAGUGCAGUUGUAUUGGUGCCCCGAGUGUCCCUUUAAUUCAGCCCUGAAUCCUGUGCUUUCAUAAUGCUCUCUGGAAACAUGUUAGAGAAGGAACAACUACUUUUUUCUAAAAUAUUUAGUUUAUUUUGCUGGAGCUUUGAUAACGUUAUCUAAAGGGGUGUGUGUGUGUGUUUCAGUAUUCCUUCCCUAUUCUUCUUUUCUGUCCUUUAUUGAUUGUACGGUGUUUAGAAUGUCCACUAUCCUUGGAGAAUUUGUUCAGUUGGACUAAACAGCCUGUUUGUGUGUUUCCUAGCUAACCGUGAACGAAGCAGCUGCUCAACUUUGCAUGAAGGACAUUGCUCUGCUUACAAGGAGGGACGAGCUUUUUACUCUUGCACGCCAGAUUUCUCGGGAAGUAACCUACAAGUACACAUACAGAACCAGCAAGUAAGAUCUUGGAAAAGCAUUGGAGAAUGUAUAAUCUAAAAUAACGAAUUCUAGAUUUGGAUGUGAUGAAAAAAAUGAGCUGUUUAUAUGUGUUAUUAAUUAUUUAGCCAUGUAAUGUUUAGGAUUUUAAUUGGCACUAAAUAAUUAAAUAAACACUAUAGUGUUAGGAAUACAAAACAUGUAUUACUAACACUAUAGUGAUGGACUAUAUGUUUAGGUGAAUAGCCCCCUCUGAAUAGAGUUAAAAUGUAUUUAAUUUACAUUUUCUCCAUUUCUGUACUGGUUUUGACACUGCCGGCCCCACCUCCAUGCCUCCAGUGCUUUUCUGUAGGAAAUCUUUGAGAGGCUAUUGAGCAUAUGUGACAAAAUGUUGCACUGCUCCAAUCAGCAUCAACUCUUAGAAAUGCAUUGAAUCAGUGCAUCUGUAUGCAGAGUGUUUGGCCUUUCCAUGCAGAGCGUGGAGACGCUGAUCAUAGGUGCUGCACACAGUGCAACACUGGGCAAAGAAGCAACUUUAGUAGCCCUCUUGAAGUGACUACCACUAGAGGUGUUACUAGCCAGCAAGGUAAAAACUGACUUUUCUCUGCACUAUUAGAUUUUCUUUUCUCUUUAAUACGGAUCCCACGAGCCCCUUAAUCCCACUACUCCACAGACAUCUUUACCUCAGAUAGAACUGUGAUUGUUUUCUCAUCCAAAUGUUUUACUGGACUCUUUUUGGACUGUUCUUUAUAUAUAAAAAAACAACAACACUUGUGCACGGGGCCUGACAGCCAACUAAGCUAGUCGCUUGUGGCUGGAGCUCCUUCAAAAAUCUAGUUAUUAAGCCAAAAUCUUACGGUACUUCCUCAGCGCUAUUUUGGCACAAAACUUGGCUACUCAAUUCCAGAACACUCAGCUGACUGUUGGGUUCACUACUGUCAGGUUCCUGUGGGCAUAGGCUGUGUUGUACACCUCUGUGACCUGCUGACAUACUUGAAGCAGAGGAGGCGCUUCUCCGUGAAUUUGAUCAAUUGUGGACAACGUCAAGACCUCGGGGAGCUGCCUACCAGAGUGUGAGGGGGGUCAGGGACCAGUGAGGACUUCAGUGUUAUAGAUGUUUAAAAUAUGUAUGUUUUAAUUUUGGACUAAAAAAAUAGGGGUCGUCUUAAACAUGGGGGCAUCUUAUACAUGGAAAAAUACGGUAUAUCUGUCUCCCACUAAACCAGGAGCUUUGCUUCUUUCUAAAUGUAUAUACUGAAAAAGUUAUCUAUUCUAAUAUGAUGUUCAAACUGAGACAUUAUGUCAUUUCAUCACUCAAAUGCGUAAGUGUGUUUUUAUGAUAAAAGCACUGAUGGGAUAUUGUCUGCUAGAAAAUCAAGAUGGCUUCUCACUUUAUAAUUUUUUCUGUUAAUAAACAAAGAAUAAUAACUGUAUAUGUUGAAAAGGUUUGUGUUUGGAGAUAUGUAUUAUUAGUACUACAUUAAUGUAGGAUAGGAUGAUAUUUGCUGUUUAUUCACCCUGUUAGAAAAACAACAGGCAGAUCACUAUUUACAAUCCACUAUUUACAUUUUAGGUCAAAAUGUGAAGACAGAGAUGAGCUGUCACCCAAGAGAAUCAAAACUGAGGUAAUUUGUCUCUUUUAUGCAAUGAAAUUUGUGUACGUCAUUUUUUUCAGCUAUCAAUUAGUUUCAUUUUCCAUAAGUACGCAGUUACUUUGUAUAUUUGUUUUAAUGGUGUGUAUUAAUGAUGCUGCCCCACUCACAUCAGAUUGUCAUUUUUAAUCUUCUAUAGCCACAGUUAAAAGAUAACUGUAAAACAGCGGUAGGCAAACUUCAGCAUUCCAGAAGUUGUGGACUACAGCUCCUAUAAUACUCUAAAAGCCAUAUUGCUGGCAAAGCAUCAGGGGAGAUGUAGUCCACAAAAUCUGGAGUGCCAAAGGUUGUCUACUCUAAAAUCAAACAUUCUGGGAAUUUUUUAUUUAUUAUUUAUCUGCAUUUCUUCCCCAUUGUUUACUGGGGUAAAUAAUGCAGUGAAGGUAAAUGGGGGGUUGGAGGUGGAGGGGGGGGAACCUUACUUGCGUUUACUGCACUUCUGUAUUGCACCAUCCCUGCCAUCCCAUGAUGCCUUGGGCGUGCAUAUAGACGCUUGGGCAUCUAUCAGACAAAUUCCAAACGUAUGUAGGCUUGGAAUUUUCUCCAGCAGUAGACAUGCAUAUCUUCCCCAGCCUUUUAAGUAAGAAUAUAAAGAAAUAAGUAAAUUUAACAAAAAUCUAUUUUUGCUUAUUUUAUUUAAAUUAUUUCAAAUUUCUCUUUAAUUCAUAAUGGUAACCAGGCAUUUAAUUUAAAAGGUAUUUUUAUUUUCAUUUAUUCCUUCAUAUUUUGAAGGUGAGGUAUAGAUAAGACAUUUACACUGUAUUCCUGGUUGUGGAAUACAGCCUACUAGAAGUAUUUUCCGAGAAAGGGAUUUUUUAAAUCAAAUACAGUGGAUGGUAAUCUUCAUUAGUUAUUUAUAAUUCAUCUGCUUGUAUUUUUGAGAAUGCAGAUUCCUAGACUGUAACUCCAAUGUCCACAUACAAUAUAAGUACAAUUGCAUGGCUAAAACUAGGUAGCUGUAUUUUAAAGGCAUUACCGGUUCUUAUAGUAAGUAAGUAAUGCAAUGUGUCUGUCUCCCUACAAUCUCAUCCCCUAUACUGAAAAUAAUCCAGCCUUUUAUUUAUUAGUCUUAUUGAUUCUUACUCCAUUAUGGGAGGUAGGCGGUAGGAUGCCUGUUUGAUACACACUGACUGUUCUAACCUCCAACUGAGAAUUUAGUUUCUUCCCUUGUUAAAAGAAAUUGCAUUAUAAAAGGGAAAGAGGUAACAUUGGUAAAAUGAGUGAGCAUUCUAAAUCUUUUCUUUAAAGUAUACAUUUUACAGUUUAACUAAAAACACCUGUCUUCAUAGGGUUCUAUAAUCGUGAUCAAACAGUAUGUUUAUUUCUAUUUCUCUAAAAGUUGCACGUCAUUGCUGAAUUAUCUGCAAACUAUAUUUAGAGAAAAAUGUAUCUACACUAUUGUAGAUGAUAAAACCUGCUCAAACAGAAUUUAUGGACCCUAACUUUGAAUUACUUUACAGCCACUCACCCGUAUUCAUGACAAGUUUAAGUGGGAUUUGUCAAGCAGUGGAAUGUGGGGGACUUGUUAAAAUUAUUGCGCGCAUAUUAUUUUUAAAGCUUAAAGAAACACUAUAGUGUUAACAAAAUAGAUAUAUUAUGAAACGCUGUCGACAGGCUUUAUUGUAAAAUGAAGGUUCAUACUUAAUGAGACAUUGUAGGUACAAAGCAUCCAAAUGAAGCAAAAAAAAAAAAAAAAGAACACACAAAACCGUUACAAAAUAGUAUAAAAUCUCACGGUCAAGUACAUAUAGACCAAAUGCAACAGUAUGUGUGCUCUAAAUUACCAAUAGCUAAAAACAAAUAUAGAGUUACUCUAUCCCUACUUGGUACAAAACUCACGCACUAAUGGCGAGUGUGAUAGUUCAGAAUAAGGAGUGACAAGGUCUUCUACCAGGUCGGGAUGUGGGUGGAGAGGAUCUCACAAGGACCAAAAACAUAGCUCCUACGCAUUUCGUAAAUAGUUUUCACUUCCUCAGUUAGGAAUAAAUAGUUAUGCUAUAGUGCCCUUUUAACAGUUUAGGGGCCCAUGUCAGUGUCAGUGACAAACACUAAAAAGCUUCCAAUGCAAACAUUGCUGUUCUCAUAUUUUACAAUGCAGGGCUAAAAUGACAGGAAUAUGGUGCCCAGGCCACUUUAUUACAUAUAAUGUCCCUUUUAAAUUAUAAUCAGAGUUUUGUCUUGUGUAUUAUGCCUAACUGUGAGAACUGAACUUUAAAUGUUACCCUUGAUCUAGUUUUAUUUAAAUACUUUAAAAAAAAUAAUUUGUUAUAUAUUUAUCUUUAGUGCUAUGAAAUCCAUAUUUUGCCAUAUAAAUCUGUCUCUGUUUUUGUAUAUUGGCUUGUAUCAAGAGUAGACAGAUUGAGCUGUGUGAUUAUUUUUAAAGGAAUGGCCUUAUUGGCAAGUGAUGUGUUUUCCCACUUAAAAAAAGUCUAUUCAUGAUAAUGCUUCAGAUUGAUACAGUUUUUUAUGCUAAAGCAUCUCCCAAUGAACCAUAAAUAACUGCCCCCAUACUUUACUAGCCUCUUCAAAUACAUUGUCUGAAACUCUUUGUCCCUAAAUGAGAUGGGGACAUAAAUCAGAAUUCCUCAGUUUCAGCUUGGUUUCUCUUGCAGUUUUGUGAGACCAUUAUUGUCUCACAACUAGCUGUCAUGGAUUUCUCUUCUGUCUGUGGUCCUUCUAAAGAAGGCUUGGACAACUUUCUGUCCCCCAACUGUUGGGGGUAUUUAGUUCUCAUCACCCUUCAUUCAUGACUCCAGUAACAGUUGGUGGGCAACAUGUGGUUAAUCCUAGUCCUUACUCUCAUUUUGUCUUAAUGGAGGCCUACAAAAUUGGUCAGUCAUGACAUGCUGGCAGGUUUUUUGUGUGCAAAUUUUAGGAACAUAGAACUAGCUAGACAUGUGUAAACCAUGGAAUAUGGAAACCUAGUCUGGGGUCCUACCUGUAUAUCUAUAACUACGUGAGCAUUGUAACAGCCUUUAUACCAGCUUGUUGGUGCCAACAUCUUCAUUUUCUCUGUCCUGACAAGGAAAAUCCAAGAGGACGAGUCAUUCUGUGAUUUUUGAGCAAUUCAUUCUGGCAGAUAGAUGUAAUAUGUCAAAAAAAAUCUGUAGGCUGAAACAUAUUAAUAUUUGGCUGAAUUACUGUGAAUUGUUAACAAGCCAUAAGGAUGAUGCUAUGUUUGGCUAACGUAAUAAUCUGUUUGCCACAGGAUAGUUUCUCGGAUUACCAGGAGACUCUAGUAGCUAUUCACCAGCAAGUGGAAUCACUAAAGGAACAACUUGCAAUGGCCAAAGCUAAAGGUGAUGAAGGGUCAGCUCAUAAUUUACAGGUAAGACCAAUUAAGUUUUUUCCAUCUGAAUUCGGUGAGACAAGAUUGGCUUGUGUUUAGUUCUGAUACAUUACAAUGAGAUAAUAAUAAAUGUAUACAUUGCUUUUCUCUACUUUUCUUGUAUUUCUUUCUGCUUUAAAACAGAAAUUACCAUAAAGAUUAGUUUUAACAAGCAUAAGAUCAGAACUUAUUUAAAGACAUUUUUUUGUGAUCGUGUGUGUGUGUGUGUGUGUGUGUGUAUUUUGAAUCUCUUAGAUGUUUUGCUCUGUGCUUAUCUUUAGCCCUAAGAUGUCCCAUGGAUCACACUUUGUAAUAAACUUUCACAGUUCUUGUUUAAAAUAUGUUCCCGCUUUUACUUGGCUUCAGCAGUCCAGUAGAAGAGCAAGGUGAAGGAGCUUAAUUCACAAGUCUUGUGAAAAAUAAAAAUCAUUACAUUUGGCUGGCACUGGUCCAUGACAGGCUGUGACCAUAUACAGUUUUAGGUAGUUGCCACUAGUUUUCCACAAAACAAUGCACAUCAGCCUUAAUUAAAAAUGUCACUAAUAAUUUGUAUUUGUUUUCUUUUGAUUAGUUUUUCAAUUAAUGCCAUAUGGCUGUAGUUUGUUUCAGGUCAUAAAGAGGUUCCUUCAUGAAUUUGUUAUGGUGCCUUGAGUUUCCUUGCACCAUCUUACUUUUAGAGGUUAAAUAAUUUACACAUGGUUUAACCCCAAAGUCUUGAAUCUAGUGCCGUCUAGCUCUGCCCCUGCCUUUUUGCUUCUCUCCAAUUCUUGAUACAGAAAGCCUUGGACAGGGUCCCCGCUGAUUGGUUGAGAGCAUCAGUUGACACUCUCAGGAAAUCAGUUGUGCUCUUGUCUGAGGUUAUUCAAGACUUCCUGUUUUAACAGUUAGAGAGAAGCAGAAGAAGGCAGUGCUAAACAGCCUGCAGCAGGGACCUCCUGGCAUCAUAACAACUUAAUUAGGGUGAAGUUGUUAUGGUGCCCAAAGUGUUCCUUUAAUUAGGCUGAAUGUUCUGGCACAACAUCCCCCACUCCUCUGUUUUGCACUUUAAAUCAUUACCAGGCAUCUCACAUCCAGCCAUAUUUCACACUUCAAUCCCUCACAGCACGCACACUCAUCCCACGGACACCAUCAUUAACGAUGCAUGCAACAUGACAUUGUGUCUUUCAUCUAGUCUCUUGCUGAGAUCUUUUAACAGUGCCAUAUAAAGCAAUAGUGUUGGCUUUACAUGCAGUGUUUCUGCUAACUUAAAGCCAGUUGAAGGGGAUUUAAACACAAUUUUAUAUAUAUAUAUAUAUAUUCUAGCACCACCUUCUGUACUGUUCACUUGUAUUUUUUUUUCUCUCUCUCCCCCCUCACUCUGUGAUCUUCAAGAUAUUUACGACCCUUUGCAAGAAUGGUGUCCAAGUUCUAUCAAACCUGUGUCUUAUCUACACUCAUGUCGCUUUAACCCCUGUAUGACAACUCAACUUUGAAUUCUAUGUGUCGUCCUGCUUAGAAAUGCUUCAGACUUGAGAAAGGGAGGUUCUCCUGAAAGCUUGUCAUUAAAUAAUUCUGUUAGUCCAAUGAAAAAGGUAUUACAAGAUACACAUUUUAUGUUAUUUACACACACAUAUAUAUAUAUAUAUAUAUAUACAUAGCCCCAUUUUACGUGUAGAAUAAACCAGGACUGAGGAAAAGAAAGUAAAAGAAGUAAACUUCAACUUCAACUUCCCACAUGCCCUCCCAUUUGUCACCAGCUAGCUAUCUGUCAAUAGCUCACUCCCACUGGAGAAAUGGGGAAGAGGAGAGUUCUAUUCGUGGUGCAUAGUGUUGGUACAAGGUGGAGAUGAGCCCCUUUUAAUAUUUACCCUUAGGCAAGCUGUCUUAAACCAUUUCAGAGUCCUAGAGGCCAGUGAUAUUUUUAUAUUUUAACUGUUUGCACCAGAAUAAAAUAUAUAAUUUUACAUAACUUGAAAAAAACAGAAAAUUACAAAACAAUAGUUAUAGUACUAUACAAAAUAUUUAUAAACAUGUUGUUGCACAUAGUAAUGUGAUGGUACAUAUGUAUGGAUAAACUAAUGGCCAUUUUUACUGGUGAUGAUUAUAUUUUGUGGAUCUCAGCAUCAUCACUUGCUCCCAAAAAUAAGUAAUCACCUUUUAUAUAGUGUAUUGCAGUGGGUUUUUUCCCCCACCAUUAAUGAAAACUUGGACUAAACUAAUGGAUCGGUGGCAAAUAAGGACAUUGUUAAUUAAUUUGUUGAUUUUUAUAUACCAAAAUAAUGGAAAUAUGAUAUUCAUUUAUAUGUGGAGUACAGACAUAAACCAAUCAGAACGUGGAACCUAUUGAUGGUCAACUAAGAGGGACUUAGAAGAGCCAAUUGUGUAAAGUAGUUAGGACAGUUCCAUGGAAGGCAGGAAAGACCAUAUCAAGAAAUCAGGACAAAGCUGGUGAAAAGAAAUCAAGCAAAGCUCAUGUGAAGACUUUUGUAUACAAUGACGGACUCAUUUCACAGCUGAGAUCAAGCAAUCUUAGUGCUCAGUGGGACCACAAAUACAAAUAAUUCUAGCCAGUGGUGAGGAAAGUCCAAUGGGUCCUAUAGCAGAUCAGCCAAAAAAAAAAAAAACAAUUUGAUACAUAACAAUCCUUUAAUGUUUAAUACAUCUCUGGUACACUAUGGCGCCAAUCUUUUUAGCACAUUCUCUCGAAAAUCUUUUCUGCCAAUUUUUGUUGCAAAUUCUAUCCACGUGAAUGUGCCCCAGCCCAAGCCACAUCUUUUUCCAUCCUCUACCUCUAAUGAUCACUGACACUGGGUAUAUUUAUUUGCCUCUCUAGCUAUGAAGUAUGCUGCUCUAGUAAUCAUGUCUUGAAUGUGGUUUCAUAUUACUUAAAGAGGCAGAAAAGAAAAGAUGUAAUUUCAUAUAUACCAGCAAAGAUGGUAUUGAUAUGAAUAUUAGCAAAGAUGAUAUUGAACAGUGGUUGCUUUUUAUGUGUUCUGUGAUCUCCUCUUCAGCUUUAUGUGUGUCCUUUUUUUUCAUGUUUUCACUUUUAUAAAUUAACCUUGUUACACCUCAUUGACUAUCAAUCAGACAACAGGCCCUGUUACUUCCUGGUUUGGUUAGCUCAGUGGAGCUAAACUCAAGAGGAAGGCAACUGCCUAGAACACCUUCCUUGCAAAGAUUUCUCUCUGAGUUGCAUUGGGAAGUCUGUGAUUGGUCAGCCACAGAAAGUCUGGGUGGGGUUGGGGGCUUGCAAAGGCAGCAGACAAGAGUUCUGUAGCUUUUGCAAGCUGUUUUAGAUAUAACUGCAAUAAAAAAUACAUAAUCAAAAUAAGCAAAUGCAUACAUGUUUUCGUUGGGUAUAUCUACUAAGCAAUGAUUUUUAUUUGUAUUUGGACAGCACAAUACCUUUAAGUAUUCAUGGGGGGGUUGGGGUUUAAAUAGGGGGUUGGGGGUUAAUGCCAUCGCUAGCUUUUUGGCAAGCACAAUGUACAGUCAAACAAUGUAUUGAUGUAUUGUAAUUUUUACAAGACUAACCAGUUCUUAUGACCUAAUAGUGAGUUUCACAAGCACUCCUUCAUUCUGUGACUGCAAUUAGGUUGGAGUGACUAGUCUACUUAUUGAGAAUAUGUCUCUAUACACAAAAUAAAGCAUGUAUAUAUUGAUAUUUGCCUUGAACAAUAAAAUACAAUGGAAGGCAUGUACUAAAAAUGCAUGGCAACAAAUAAUUAAAAAAACAUUUAUAUUUAAUACUAGUAGUAAUUUACUAAUGAGUUAUAUUUAUAUAUAUAUAUAUAUAUAUAUAUAUAUAAUAAAUAGUAGUUUGAAAAGGUAAAAAAAUGGUGCUAUAAUCAUCUAUGUGGAUAACUCUACACACAUAAAUAAAGUAUGUGAAAAAUGGAAUAGUGAGAGCACUCAAUAAAUGUUCAAAGUUACCACAAGUAUGGAUAAAUACAAUCCUAAAACCUAAAUAAAAGAAGAGACCAUAGGUUAAUAGUGUUACACUUUACAGAAAAAAAACUCAUAUUACUGACACUUAUAGACGCUGGCUCAGACUAAAGGCUUCAAACGAAGGAUAUAACAGGUACAGUGGAUCCUUGUAGCAAUCAGGAUAUCUCCAGGCUGUGUUAUCAAUAAUCCACCAUAAAGAUCCAGGAUGCAGGAUCAGGGUGGCAAAAACACAAUUUAUUGAUUAAGCAUAAAAAAUUUAAAACAAGGAAAGUCCACUGGUCGCUUGCCACUUAACGCGUUUCGGCGAAUAGCCUUUCUCAAAAGUGAAUAGUCCGUUUUUUCACAUAAUGAGUUAAAGAAUUGUUAGUAGAUUUCAAAACUGUGCUGCUGUAUUUCCAAAUUAAACCUACUUUAGCAUGUUGGCUGAACAGAGUUUAAAAAUACAUGGCAAUGAGCUCUGUUAACAUGCUGAGAGAUGUUUGAUGUGUGCAUGUAGAUUCUCGAUUUGUCUUAGGAGCGCAAUGAUUUUCUUGGAUGAUUUUGGAUGGUUAAGGUGCAAAAAGAAAAUCAGACGGAACGUUCAUUAUUUUGAUUCUAUAUUUCUCCCAACACAUCGUUAAUUUUAUUUUACGCAGAAUUUUUUUUAAAUUGUGUUUGGUUAGUGCAUGCACUCCACCAAAUGUGUGGUUGGUUCAUAUUGGCUCAACAUCACAUUAUGACAAAUAUGAAAAUUUUAAAGGGAAACUCCAAGUACCUUAACUGCCACAGCCUGGCACCCUUCCAUUGUAAGUAGUUAUAUUAUUUUAAAACAGUUUGAAAACGGAUCUAGGUCACCAUGCGCUGCUCCCUGCCUCUUCUUCAGACAGAAGCUCCAGCAGUGACCUAUACCUGACUAUGCAGGCUUAUAUUUCAGUCAAAAUAGAAAUGCUGUGCUUUUUGUUUACUAGCACAGUUAAUUUAAUAGCAAACAAUUUCAACAGUUUUCUUAAAGUUAAUCAGAAGAGCUAUUGUGCUCUGAAUGGUGUUAUGGACAUAUUGCUUAACUUAUGGUUGAAAUGGGUUUAGCCAUCUGAUAAUGAUACUAACGUAAACUUUUUAUCACUAUAUCUGUAGGUUCAAAUAGAAAAAGUGGUGGCAAAACAGAUGGAGAUUUUCCGUAACUCAGGGUAUGAGAGGCUACAAUAUCCAGAAAGGUGUUUUUCUACCGGGCCUUACAGACAAAAUUCAGAGGAGAGUAGCCCUACAGCCAUGGCAUCAGAUAGUUCUGACGGUCAAGGUAAGGUAAAUAUUAACUGGCCUCUAUAAGAUGUAGCUCUAAAAUCAAAGCCUUGGUCUGAGCAACUACAUUCAUCUACAUUCUAGUACACAUAAUUAUUGUUUCACUGACGUGUAACUGUUAAUGAUAUAUUACCAACAGUGACAAAUUUUGAUUGCAUAAUGAAAAAAACAAGCAUACAACACAACAGCAAAAAAAUACAAAUUGGUAAAAACGAUACAAUGAGUGGCUCUUCCAAUUCCUUCUUAAAUAGUCUUAUUUAAUCAAAUGAAAACAAAAGAAAAAUGUAUAGCAUUUGUAAAUACUCCCAAUACUUUGUAUAUAUCUGAAACAAAAAAGUUAAAAUGAAAAUACUUGAAAGGGGCCUCAGGGUAUUUGUUGACUAGCAUUCUUUACUGUUUUAUGUAGAUGGUGCAUACAAAUAGCACAAAAAGAUGUGAUGUAUGGGUAAUAUUACCCAUAGCCCAGUAGAUGGUAUCUCCUGGUCCUUAGUGCAAUAGGGUCAGAGGGACCCAUAAACCUCCAUUCUCCUUGUCAGUAAUAGACAGAGAAUGCGUUUACAAUACCCAUCUCCAAAUUCCCAAGUCCGUUGCCUCUAAUCCAAAGAGGAAGCUGUCCACGUAGUGAGAGUAUAUUUGUGUCUGAAUUCCGUAAUGUGUAUUUUUAUCUCCUCUUAAAAAUCCUAAAGAUCAUUGAGGUGUGAUGGAAGCUUGUUGUGUGGUAGGAUAGGAACACUCCAUGCACCAUAACAGCUUUGUCAAAAUGAUGUUCUUAUAGGGCCAAGUUCUUAUGGUGCUUACUUAUCUAUAGGGUUUAAACCCUAAGUUGGCUCUGUAACCGUCCACAUCCGCUUUCUCUAAUUCUGAUUAGGGAUCGACCGAUAUUGGUAAAUUAGAGCCGAUACCGAUAAUCUGUGAACUUUCAGGCCAAUAGCCGAUAACUUGACGUAAAUGCACAAAAUAUACAUGCCACAUGUAGUGGAUGCAGUGUGUUUAGACAGGGGAGCUGUGUGUUUGUGUGUAGUGGAUGCAGUGUGUGUUUGUGUAGUGGGUAUAUAAUGAAUGCAGGGUGUGUUUGUGUAGUGUGUAUAGUGAAUGCAGUGAGUGUUUGUGUAGUGUGUGUGUGUAUAGUGAAAGUAGUGUGCAUAAAGUGAAUGCAGUGUGUGUAUAGUGAAUGCACUGUGCGUAAAGUGAAUGCAGUGAGUGUAUAGUGUGUGUAUAGUGAAUGUAGUGUGUAGUGUGCAUAAAGUGAAUGCAGUGUGUGUAUAGUGAAUGCACUGUGCGUAAAGUGAAUGCAGUGUGUUUGUGUAGUGUGUGUGAAUAUAAUGAAUGCAGAGUGUGUGUGUUUGUGUAGUGUGUGUGUAUAUAAUGAAUGCAGAGUGUGUGUGUUUGUGUAGUGCGUGUAUAUAAUGAAUGCAGUGUUUGUGUAGUGUGUGUGUAUAUAAUUAAUGCAGAGUGUGUGUUUGUGUAGUGUGUGUGUAUAUAAUGCAGUGUGUGUGUGUGUGUGUGUGUGUAUAUAAUGAAUGCAGAGUGUCUGUAGUGUGUGUUUGUGUAGUGUGUAUAUAAUGAAUGCAGUGUGUGUGUUUGUAUAAUGUGUGUAUAUAAUGAAUGCAGUGUGUUUGUAUAGUGUGUGUGUGUGUGUGUGUGUGUGUGUUUGUGAAGGGAUGUAAUUUGUGUAAAAUGGUCAGGAAGGGGGGCAUUUUUUAUUUAAAUUUUAUUUUUAAUAAUGUUUUAUUUAAUUUUUUUAUUCCCCCCUCCCUGCUUGUUACCUGGCCAGGGAGGGGGUGCUAUGGCAUUUCCUGGUGGUCCAGUGGCAUGUACUGAGCAUUGUGGUGGGCCCACAGCAAAUGCAGAGUGUGUUUGUGUUGUGUGUGUAUAGUGAAUGCAGAGUGUGUUUGUGUUGUGUGUGUGUGUAUAGUGAAUGCAGAGUGUGUUUGUGUUGUGUGUGUGUAUAGUGAAUACAGAGUGUGUUUGUGUUGUGUGUAUAGUGCGUGUAGUGUGUAUAGUGAAUGCAGAGUGUGUGUGUUUGUGUAGUGUGUAUAGUGAAUGCAGUGAGUGUUUGUGUAGUGUGUAUAGUGAAUGCAGAGUGUGUGUAUGUUUGUGUAGUGUUUGUGUGUGUGUGUGUGUUUCUGUAGGUUUGUCAUUUGUGUAAAAUUGGGGGGGGGGGGGGGUUUAAUAUUAAAUUUAAAAAAAAAAUUUUAGUCCCGCCUCCCUGCUUUUUACCUGGCCAGGGAGGAGGGAUAUAGCAUUCCCUGGUGGCAUGGAUUGUGCAGAGGGACUUCUGAAGCCACAAGCUUCUGUCUUACCACAGACUGCAGUCUACAGGGCUGUGGAACCUCUAUCACCCAAUGCCCAGGACAUACAGCUCCGGGUGUCACACUGUUUCUUCUUGUCCUUUAUCCCUGCUGUGUGCAAGCAGUAGGGCUCCUACAUGGGUUGCUGGAGGGCACUGAAUGCUGGAAACCAAUACAGCGUGGCAUGCAGAUUAUAACAGAAGGAGGACAGGUUUAGGGUUGCAUUCAGUCAACACACACCACACAAACUGCAUACAGCCAGCAAGCUUACUUACCUUUCCAUCAGCUUCCUCCAGCUCCCCAGUGUAAAUCUCGCGGCCAGCGUGCCGCGGUAACCAGUGGCAACACUCUGACGCCCGCGGGACUUGCGAGAUUUACACUGGGGAGCUGAAGGAAGCUGCUGGGAAAUGGGCCCGGUGGUCCUGGUAUGUAUUAUCGGCGAUAUCGGUAUCUAUAUUGGCCGAUUCCGAUACUCACGAAAAUACAGAAUAUCGGCCGAUAAUAUCGGUAAAACCGGUAAUCGGUUGAUCCCUAAAUCUGAUUCAGGAAACGCUGUCAGUCAGUAGCUUUAUGGAAUUCCAUGACAAAAGAGGGCUUUAUAAACCCCUUUAAGAUGUUAGGGCCUGCUAUGCCAUCCCACGAAAUGAGGGCUUAAACACCAUUAUGGCAUAGCACGCCAUAGCGAUUUGGCCCUCACUCAGGAAGCAAUACAUAUCCUCCAUGACAGUCGCGAUCAGGGGACCUGCUUGACCUUGGAGUGCCACAUUGUCUCAAUGACAACCUAGAUCCAGCAAACCAAUCUGGCAAAUUUCAGUGUGUAAAAACUGAAAUGGCCAAGCUCUUUAUUUGACCCUGUAACUUUUCAAAACCCCAUCCCAUGAAACCUGUACAUAGUUGGCAUGGUUGUGCUUGUGGAACAUCACAAUGUACAAAUAUGUGUAUUUUAUUGCAGUAAAUGCUAACAUUAUUAUGACAUUAAUAGUUAAAAUACCAUGCAGAAAAAUUACAACAUGUACUAAUAUUGUGUUCCAAUAUAUAUAUUUGAUAGGAAAUUAAAGCCCUAUUUCUCCUGAACAAAAUGAUAUAUAUAUAAUGUAUAUAAGUGUGAGUGCACUUGGAUGAGCAGAUUGUAGAUAGCCACUUAAAGACCUGACAAUUAUCUCCUACCACUCCCAACCAAGUAGUCUGUGAGGUAUCUAAUAUGUGGGUACACUUAAUGUGAAAGAGGUACAUUAUGGUUGAGCAGACAUAUAGCUCAAAUUCUAGGUUUUGUUUUGGUUCAGAACUUGGACAAUUGCCUCCGUCCUGAAAGGGUUAAUAGAUAGUUACUUGCAGAAAAAAUAUUUAUUUUAAAGGAUCAUUAAAUUCACCAGCUAGUAAGAAUGGAUUCCGAAUAUUUUCCCUUAAUGGAACACUACAAAACUGUAUUCCUAACAGUAUAUUGGGCCUCUGCUCCUGCAGCAAUCAAAGGAUGAGAAACCCUUUUUGGCUAGUUAACUGACUCCAGUACAUUUUUGAGAAACAUGGUUAUGGAAUCUGAAUAAUGACUGGUUACUUGUUUUCCAGUUGAAAGGCCACUGAAUCUCAGAAUGUCAAACCAUCAGAGCCGACAGCUACAGCAGGUGAUGACGGAUGGAGAACACUUAGGAAAGCAACUGUGCAAUGAACUUAGCAGACUUUAUUCCUGCAGUGACGCCAACUCUCAGUCCUCAGGUGAGACAGCACAACUGAUGCCUACAAAGAUUUACAUUAUGGACCCAUUCAUCACAUUCAGAGUUGGACGGAGAAACUCUUAAACAUAAAGGUUCUCAUGCGUCGUAAUUGUUGAAUAGUCACAAAAACAUUUUAUCCAUUAAUUAUACACCCAAUUCUAUAAAUAUACAAUAGCUCUAAUGGCAUAUUUUAUCACAUUCACUGCGCAGAACUGGAUUGGAAUCAUCACACGCUAAUUUUUUUAUUCUGUAGUACAGGGUAAUUAACACUACACCAAGACUGUGAAACCUACUGAUGCAAAAAACAUGUUCCAGUUAUUUUGUAAAUUGCACCUUUGUGAUUGCUCCAUUGACUGCUAAAAUAACUAAUUUAGCCCUUGUUAUAAUUUUUUUUUUGCUAAGUAUUCCUAUUUCUUGUUGCCUGCAGAUAGUCUUGGAAUGCUCAAAGAUUACUCACAAACAGCCUUAAACACAGACAGAAAAAUUAUCAAACUGGAGCCAGAAGAUGCAAGAUAGCUGGCAAGACAAUCCAGUAACCUCCCCGGGAGUUUACCACCGUGACAAGCAAGCCUUAAACUCUCACCAGUGUUGCCUCAUCAAUAUAUUCAAUACCCUGUUCAAAGCCAAAGCUCACAGACUGAUACCAUUGGUAAUAAGAGAAGCAGGACUGCUAACACAAUCUAUGGGACACAUUCCUUGCAAUGCCUUUUACAAUAAGGCACAGCUCACAAAUUAAUACAGUGGGCUUCCAAUAUUUAAGAAUGUAAAAUUUUAUUAUUUUUUCUUAUUAUUUUUAUUUUCUAUAAGUUAUAAAACAGCAUAGAUAUUAGAACAUGUAUUCAAUUUAAUAGAUGUGAAUACAGUUCAUUUUACUUGAAAUUUCAGUGUCUGUCGUAUUUUACACAUUAAUAGUACUUAUGCUAGGGUUAAGACAUAUCCUAGGGAUAACAAGAAAGAAAAUUUGACUGGCACAAUAAUAAGCUGGCAAUAAGACUAUACUGAAUGAAUAUCUGUUUGGAAGUGGAAGGUUUACGUGAAUGAUAUAUGUAUAUGUCAAAAGCAGAGUAUAUGUAAUAUAUAAUAUUAGUAUAAUCAGUACUGUGAAAGUCUUAAUGUCUUCUUGCAACCCACUGUACGAAGUUUGGGAGUCUCUAGAUUGAUAUCAAAAAAAUAAUUCACAAGCAUUUAACUAAAUAUUUUACCCAGAAGCCUUUGCUGCCGGUGCCUGCAGCUCAAAUAUUUUAUUAUGGAGAUAUACGGGGUAUACUCCUUUAAGGAUUUAUCUCUGGUAAAUAGUCUGCAUUGCCAUGUAUGUAAUCUGUCUCUAUUUUGUUUACUUUGAUUCAAUGUGCAUUUCGUGAGAUAUGUGGUUUGAAGCAUUAUUACACCAACAUUGCCAGUUUUCAUCUAAAUCUAUCUCAGUGGUUCGUGAGAAGAGUAUAUACACAAUAUAUAUAUAUAUCUGUGUUUGGUUUAUUGAGUUAAUAUCUGCUGUAUGCAACUGUAAAUGAAUUGUAUUGAUAUUUAUAACAAAGGAAAUUGAGAAAUUAUUAUUUUAACUCAGAAUCUUGAAUGGAAGCUCUGGAAGAAAGUGAAUGCUGUAUAUGAAAUUCUGUGCUGAAGUUUUGAAUUAGUCAUACCUCUAUCUUCCCAUGCUAACAAUUGUUAAUGAACCCAAGGCCUGAUACUAGGCAUUGGGGUCCUAUAUUUGCAUAUACAAAUGCAUUUUUAUUACACUGCCAUUUUACCUUUAAGCACCAUGGGUAAGUACAGGUCCAGAAAUUAUUAUUGCACAUUGUUCAAAAUUUGGAUUAUAGGCUUAAUUUCCCCACUUUUUUAUUUUGAAAAUAUAAUAAAACUUUAGAGGGAAAUCGUGCACGAAUAAUGCAUUUGCAGAUUUCAACAGCAGAACAGUAAGAAAUAAGUAAUGAAAGUGCAAUUUUACUUUUUAUGAAGACACCAUUUUGUGGAAGGUAUAGCACUUUUAUGAGUAAUGUUAUUACGACAAGGAACAUGUGUGGCAUGUGAACUGCUACAAGACAAAAUGGCUACUGACAGAACCAUUAUUUUACAGAUAUGAUCUGUAUAUUGUAAUUGCACAUAACAAAAAGAACUGCUGGCAAGGGAAGCUAUGUGUGCUUAAGGUUAGACUGGUCUAAUGUAAUUAUGAGUGUGGUUUCUUUUCAAGGCUUUUGGCUAUGAAUAAAGCCAGAAUGGGAGCAAUCACUUAAAUUCAAGAAUCAGAACUUUAGUAUAUGUGUAGAACCUAAUAUAAAAUAAAUAUUGCUAGUCUUAGGGGUUUACUCACAAGUGAAAUUCCAAAAUAUAUGCACAAAUAGCCGAUUUGGAAAUUAGGUAGAUGAUAGUAGUUUAAGUAUUUUAACCCUUUACUUUGCAAUACCGUUUUCAGUACACUCAAAUUCAGUGAUAGCGAAUAAACCUCACGAUUGUUUAAAAACCAUGUAUAAUGUGCCCAUAGGUAAUUAUCUCGUAUAUCUUCCCUGCUGGAUAUCAUAGCUCUGUAAAAUGUUAAACCACACUUAAGUCUGAAAGUGGGUGGCUACAUGAAUGCAUAACCAAUCAAUAUUUCCAAAAUGCUAUUGAAUCUCACCUAUUACAGCACUUGCUCGUUCCCAGUUUUGUGAAAUAUUAGAAUAAGUAAAUAGUCUGUAGUCUUUUUUCUGUCUGCCAUUUAUAGAGCAGUAGUCAUGCUUUCACUGUACAGAAAAUGUGAGAUGUUUUGUCUGCACUGUAGUCUCAAAUCACUGUAACCCUGUGCAAGCGUUCCGUUUUCCAUUGAAUUUGUAAAACCACACGGAAAUAUUGUGCUUCUAGUCUUAGCUUUAUAUUUUAUACAAAAACAAUGUGUAUUAAAAAAGAAAAGCUUAAUUGUACAAUUUGAUUGCAUGUUCGUAACUUGUGUUUGUAAAAUUAUGUCAAUGGUACUCAGUUUGUUGUCUUACGUCAUUUGUGCAAAAUCAGGUUAGCCCUUGCAGGUACAUUAUAACUGUUCUUUUCGACAAAGCACAUAUUCUAAUUACUUAACUCCUGUCAUAUCUGCAACAUUUGCCUUUUGCUCAUGAGGUAAAUACUAUUUACUCCCCCCCUCCCCCCACUAAUGUGGCUUAUGGAAUACGUGCUGCAAAGUUUAAAAUUGUGUGGUGGCUUGCAGUAUAUUGAAACCGUUUUAUUGAAAAUAUUUCAAGACAUCAAUUGACUUGUAAUAGGAAGGACUAUGCACAAAAUUAUAAUAAAUUGAGUUUACUUUUGUUCUUUUUUGUAUUGAUGUCAGGAGGCAGCCAUUUUAUAUUUAUGAUACAACACCGAAACUUUAAAAGGAGUUGCAAACACAAUUUCUUCUUUUACAAAAAUAAUGCAAAUAUUUUUUUUAAUGACCAAAAAUAGUAAUGCCCUGGCCCUCUAUGGUGAUCCAGCUUCUUUACAAAGUUUAAAAAGUUGAUUAAAAAAAAAUAAUUAUUUGCCCUGUUCUUCAAGACAGGUUAGGCCUUUUAAUGAAUAGUCAUAAACAUCAGUUUGGUAGGUUAACUAAGUAAUGGUAUGGCCAGGAAGAAGAUGUGUGCUGAAGCAAUGACUUUGCUGUUGAAAUCUUUAGAUUUCAUAGCAACACACAUUUCCUAAGCACAAUGUAAACAGAAUUUAAAGGUGUUUUUGUUUAUUUUGUGAGAGAUGUUUCAACCAGGAUACUUUUGGAAUUUGUAAACCAUUUAAAUUCUUUUAGCAUUGCAGCUACAGAUACAGUUUACUGGGAGCACUUAACAAGACGCUACAAAUGUGCAUUUUAUUUAUUUGUUUACAUUAUUAAUUUACUCCUUAUUUGGGGUUUUGGAAGGGAGAAAAUAGUUACUCCCCUCUUCCUGCCUCUUCAUUGCCGUUGACAGACAGGGCAGGCAGAGGAGGCUGACAAUUAAUUGAUCACAGUAGCAUUUAAUCUAGGCUCCUCUCUGGCUGAUAAUGAAUACAUCUCCGUUGAUGCACUCUUGGUUUAGUGCUUCUGUGUAUCUUUGGACAUUUACUGAGGUGGAGUAUAUAUUUGAAAAUUGUAAAUAUAUGUGGUUGGGUAACUCCCACAGUAUUAUUUGAAAGGUACAAUAAUGCUAUGCUCAGCUGUCCUUCUUCCAAAAAGAAAUAUGAUACAAAUUCAGUGUUUUGUUACCAGCAUACAAUGUGAUGUUUUUGUUAAUCAUGUGCUUAAGUCUCAGAAAGCUUAAAAAGCUCACAGGGGUUACACGUGCUCUUGAAUAUUAUAUAAUCCAUAUUUUAAUAUCAUUAGGACCUGUCUUGUCUUCUGAACACUUUGUACUGCUGGAUAGUACACAGUCCAUUAAGUCGAUCUUUCGUGGAAGUAAUUGCCUAAAAUAACUAUAUCGGGAGAAUGAGCCAUUCAAAAAUGACAAUAUAAAUUAAUUUGUAUAACUGAAAUAUAUUUAUGAAGUCAAUCUCUCCAGCUGUUUGUGAACUAAAACCCAGAGUGAUCAUACUUUGGAAUAGGCUAACCCUGCGAUGUUAUAAAAUUGCAAAGAUUUAUUGCAAUGCGAAGAAAUGGUUCUGGGUGUCCUUAUACAACAUCUAACUUGUUAGAAGAGGUAUCCUUAAUUGUGAUAUAUAUAUAUAUAUA